Molecule: messenger RNA, 1968 nt
Organism: Talaromyces proteolyticus
Lineage: Eukaryota; Fungi; Ascomycota; Eurotiomycetes; Eurotiales; Trichocomaceae
Product: major facilitator superfamily domain-containing protein
Exons: 2
Coding region: 141-1718 (525 amino acids)
Biological process (GO): transmembrane transport
Molecular function (GO): transmembrane transporter activity
Source: RefSeq, a predicted model, not a curated record
GUGCUGCACGCCGCCCAAUGAUAAGCACUCGCGUUGUAUAUAAGAUCCCCCGUUCGUCCUCUGAUCUGUUUCCCGUGUAACAGGUAUACUAGCCGUGCCACCUAUCUGUCUAUGUCGAGGGAACGGCUCUCUUCCUCCCCAUGCCUGUGAAAGCCCAUUCCCCGACCGACGCGGUCCUACCUCCAGGUACGGUGCACUUGGUCGAAACGCAGUCGGAUGGCAUUAUUCUCAUCCCCAAGCCCUCAGCGGACCCAGAUGACCCGCUCAACUGGUCGCAGAGACGCAAGUGGCUCAAUGUGGGUUUGGUGCUGUUCUACGUGUUCACUACCGGCAUUGGCGGGACGUCCGUCUACUCGGUAUUGACCCCCAUCUCCAAGGACACUGGCAUAACCAUUGGCCAGCUGAAUACUGGCACGGGGUUUCUAUUCCUGAUGGCCGGAUGGACCAACCUUAUUUGGCAACCACUAGCUCUCACCUUCGGUCGACGUCCUGUUAUUCUAUUAAGCCUGCUAGGUUGCGUUGCCGUGUCCGAAUGGACCGCGUGGAUUGACCGCUAUUCACCAUGGGCGGCUGCACGCUGUUUGUACGGGCUGGUGUGUGCUCCAGUCGAAGUGCUGCCGGAGAUCUGUAUCCCCGACGUGUUCUUCGCCCAUGAACGCGGUGCCUAUAUUGGAUGGUAUAUGCUUGUAUUAUGCGCAAGUAAUUUUAUCGCCCCGCUCAUUGCCGGAUUCAUGAACGAUGCCUAUGGAUGGCAUUGGGUGCAGCACUGGGCGGCACUCAUUCUGGCGUUGAACUUCGUCAUCGCUUUCUUCUUCUACGAAGAAUCAAUGUACACACGCGAGAGUGUCGAAGCCGAGAAGAUCGACGAGGUCCCGGAUACAUCACCCGGUCCACUUAAGAAUCUGCAGACCUCCGAUGUCACAGAUAGCCCUGUUUUUGGGGAGCGAAAACGGUUUAUGCAGAAGAUGAGGCUGUGGUCGUCCAAUCGAAUUUCCCUAACUCAGGCCUUUCGUAUCGCGUAUCGACCUAUUUUUAUUUUCUUCCUGUUCCCGAACAUUAUGUGGUCUGGCUUUACCUAUGGCUUUUCGCUGGCAUGGUACAAUGUAUAUAAUGCAACUACAUCGUCUAUUCUGUCUUCACCCCCUUACAACUUCUCCGCCGCGAUUGUGGGCUUGUCAUAUGUCGCACCUCUGAUCGGCACACUAUUUGCUGGCAUUAUUUCUGGCCCAUUUGCCGAUUGGCUAACUUUAAAAUUGGCGCGCCGCUCCAAAGGUCUCCGCGAACCUGAGCAGCGUCUCUGGGGACUCAUCAUUUAUUGCAUUCUGAUGCCAGCAGGUCUCCUUAUCUGGGGUCUGGGUGCAUACUACCGACUGCAUUGGGCUGUCCUACUAUUCGGUGGUAUCCUAUGCGGCUAUUGCAAUGUGGCCGGUGGUAGUUACGCUCUGGCAUAUGCAGUUGAUUGCUUUAAGGAACUAGCGGGGGAGUCCAUCGUCUCCGUGAUCCUGUGCCGAAAUACAAUUAGCUUUGCUUUCAAUUAUGCCAUAACUCCGUGGAUAGACGACCAAGGGUUAUUGAAAACCUUCAUCGCUGUUGCAGUGUUGUCUUGUGGGUUUGGACUUUCCUUUUUGAUUAUGGAAUGGAAGGGAAAGACGUUUAGGACCAAAUGCGCAGAGAGGUAUUGGCGGUAUGUUGACACACAGGUUGUGAAGCAUGCGUGAAUAUCUUAUAACUUGAUACAUAUGUCUGCUGGUACAUAUUGUAUAUAUACACACUUAUAUAAGCGGCCUUGCUUGUCGAUAGGCUUAGUAUAUUGAGAUUUUGUUACAGGAGCGUUCUGGAUGAGUGAUUACAUUCUUUAUUUGGCACGUCAAGUUAAGCCCCUAAACCAAUUGAAUUGAAUCCUAUCCGACGCCAUGGACUCGACCGUGGGAACCCCUUCCCGAUAUUUAGAACCAAUCUUAACACCGA